Messenger RNA from Microbotryum saponariae, 4193 nucleotides. The record is from the annotation of a GenBank genome assembly. Lineage: Eukaryota; Fungi; Basidiomycota; Microbotryomycetes; Microbotryales; Microbotryaceae.
AUGGCGACCCCGUUCCCACAAACGGAGGAUACCACCAUGGUAGACGCUCCGUUUGCCGUCGCCUCUGAUCAAAAGCCGACCCUGCACACGCUGCAGCCGCUCGUACGCCUCCUCGUCAUCUCGCAUAGAGAAAUCGAGUCCAUUCUCGGCGAGGCCCUAGGGCAUACCCUGGCCACGCUCACCGAUGGCCAGUGGAAGUUCCUAGGUGACAACAAGAACGCGUGGAGGACCUUGCUCUUUGCCCUCCUCUACCUCUUGCGAAAAGACGGCGGCAAGGCCACGUCCGGCAAGACCUUGACGAAAUUCGAGGAUCCGCUCACCUCGGAUGCGCCCAAGGGGUCGCAACGACGUGCUCGAGAAUACGAGGACUUUCGUCGCGUAUCGGGGGGGGGGGCAAGACUCGAUCGGAUUUUCCGGUGUAAGUGACGUAUGGUUCGAGACGCCAGCGACGAAACGAGCACGAGGCUGACGGCUCGUUUGGUGGCACGCUGGUACGGGUUCCCUGAACUGGUCCUCGCACAGGCGUGGGUUACCUUGAUCUACGCUGUUGAGGCAACCAGACGCAACCGCCCUCCGAUCCCCCUGAUCCCCUACACCUCCACCUGGUGGGACGACCGUGCGAUGAGGAUCGUCGAGGCGAUUUUCGGAUGGAAAGACCGAGUCUACCAAAUCGUCGCGACCUUUGUCGACAGUCGCUUCGUCUCCACCUCGAAUACACCCCCCCAGGAUGACGAUGCUGACGACGCAAACACCGGGCCACCCGCGAAAAUGGGCAAGGAUAUAGGCUCUUCACUCAAGUCCAGCGUCAAGAAGGCCGUUGUUGAGGCUGUCUGCGAAGCAAGACUCGCCAACUCGCCCGACGACGACGUUCGACUCCUUUCCGACCUGACCAUACAAAUCGCGAGUCUACACGACAAGGCCGCAAAGCAGGUACAAAAGGCGGUGGACCUCUAUGAUCUAGCGUCGGUGGCAACGUCUACGUUCCAAGAUACCGUGCACAUCAUCUGCCACAACUCGCCGCGGAUGCUCACACCCGACGAGCGUUCCCAGCUUGCCGAGCAGACGAUCUGCGACUGGAUCCGAGGAGUCUUCCCGGCCCUCCACGCGCUCAAGGUUGCGAGCGGGCACACCCGAGGCCUUGGAUUGGUGAGUGGUGGCACCGCUGGCUCUCACCGCGUUUCAACGAGUCGGCCCGGCCGUCAGCGGGCCGACGCGCUCCAAUGCGAGUGCAGUUGCACUGACCCGAUUGUUCAACCAUCCGACCUCUUUGCACAGGAUUUGGGGGGCGAGUUCAUUACCAUGACCCCACGACGCACUUCUAUCCUCAUCUACAAAGGUGAAGACGCGGCCAAGACCUUGCUCGAAUGGCUACGAUGCGUGUGGGUAUUAGAAGUCUGGAUCCCGACUCAAGCAGUUGAGUACGAGCGCAAGAUAGAGGAUGGAAGAUAGAUGGAGAAGGAAGAGAGACGAGCGCCCGCAGGGCGCCCGACUUCAACCGAAUCCGACGUGUCAACCGGAACUCAAUCAGGCGCUGGGAUCUGGCAGGCACAGAACAACGGAUUGAGGAGAGACGAAGCUAGCUAGUACGAAUGAAGUAGGGGCAUGGAAGUGAAUAGUAUUAAGAGAUAAUAAGAUAUGAUUGGAUUCUUGACAGUGGGUGUCUUCAAGUUGGCGAUGGCACGUCUCGAGCAACCCCGUGGACCACGUCGCAACCGUGCUACUCACGCAGAUCGAGCCCCCUCGAUCCUCCGCUUACUCCUUUGUCGAGACCUCAACGAACUCGUGGGCGUCAAAGCGAGAAUGGAUCGAGCGCUGGGAGGUGCUGCGCCGUCACCUCAGUCAGCAGCUCGGGGAAGCGACCCCUCGUGCCACCACCGCCCCGGCCAACGUGGCACCGGCUCUCGCUACCGCCUCUUCAUCCACGGCCAAUCUCGAAGAGCCCUCACCCGAAACGACGCUCGAUCCUCCCCCUUUCAAGCGCGCCAAGAAGGCGGCCACCACCAACCGUCGGCCUGACUCGGGUGCGAUCGCCACCCGAUUCGAUCAUCUCGGACCCCUCGUGGCGAAGGUUCUUUUCAACGUCGAGUGCUUUGGAGCGAAUGGCUUUGUGCCCCACGGAGAAUGGCGAUCGGAUGGGCAAACGGUCCGGCUUCUAGGCUACAACGUCGCCAAGGCGGUCCCCAACAAGUUGUCCCUGCUCCUCCCACUUUGCGCCGACACCCCCGCCCCGGCAGCCACGCGUGACCCGCAGUCAAUCGCGGAGACGUUCGAGCACGUGACCAGCAGCGCAACCGUGGCGUUCGACCCGACCUACGAUUGUAUCGCACGGUCGUCGCUCCUCGCCACUCCCAACGAGUUCGUCAAGUGGGUUUCCGCCUCGACUCUGGUCCCAUUACCGACAGUACGAGGCGGUAUGCCGCGCCUCGAGAGGGCCGAGAAUGCCGGCGAGAAGGUCCUCGAGCUUCUCUACAGCCACGGCAAGGGUGAGGUGCGUAUUCCCUGCGCGGGUGGGCCAGCCGCCUGCCUCCGGGCCGGGGCGAAUGGAUCCAGUAUCAUCCAGCUGACGAACCGUGUUCGCCUUCACUUCCAUCACCGGAGCAGGACUGGGCUGGUCCAGAUCGUAUCGGAACCCGCUACAGGACCGAUGAGGCACUCCGACAAGUCGUCCAGGACGGUGCCAACGACUCCAUCAUCAUUGGCAUCGACCUGGGCACGAAAUAUCCUAUGGCCGUUUUGGCUACCCUCUUUGACCGAAAUGAGGUUCAGAUUCAAGACGACGACGUCGUCUACGCGGAUGCGCUGGACAAGCCGUUGAGGAAGGCGCAGAGCCACGUUAGGAAGCUCUCGGCUGAACUGGCCGGCAGCCUACGAUUCGGUCACGCCAAACCCCCCGGCGACGCAGCGACCCCUCUUGAGGGACAACGCCCUGCCACCUCGGCCGCCACGCUCGACGGUCCUGCUUCAGCCCCCUCCGACUCGAGUACAACCGAGCGCGACGCCGACGCACGCACUCGCGCCGAGCUCGCUCGUGGAUCUUCCUCUCGCCUCCUUCUCGGCGAGCCGGAUCGACAGGCCUGGGCGGCCAAGACCAAUCUCUUAACCAAGGCUUCGAGAAGGCGCUUCGUCGAGCAGGUGAUGGAGGUUUCAGGUUUGAGAACGAUGGGUUCGUCCUCCGUUUCACGCCGCAGGGAGUCUUUUCGAACAGGUUCAAGCCGGAUGCUGAUUGUCGUAUGGAAACUCGUGCUUCAACCUUUUUGCAGAGAGGGCCCGCGAUGACACGUUGAAGCAAGCGGACUUGAGCAAGGUCAAGACCGCAGAGGUCCUCCAACGAAAGGACAUCCUGUCGCCGCGCCAACGUCCGGUGCUGGUCUUCGUUGGCGAGGGAGGCUCGAGUCGUGGAACACAGAAGGCGACGUAUAGGACGAAUGUCCUUUGCCGAGACCUCGUUCAAGAGUUCAACAGAUUGCAAGAGCGAGGACUCGCCGUGGAGAUCGUCUCGGUCGACGAAUAUAAUACCUCCUCGGUCUGCAGCGACCCCACUUGCCGCAACGAGGUGACAGGGGAGCGAUCCCGGUAGGUCCCUUCAGGACAUUCUCGCAGUCGUGAACGAGUACUAAGGCGCUGUCGGAUAUGCUAACGACGGGACUAUGUCCUGCUGGUGUCACAUCGCACCGGUCACGGCACGCCGGUCGCACAGACUUUCCAAGAAUGGCCGAGCCCACGGGGCCGAGCAUAAUAAUCUGCGGGUCAUGCUGUGCGAGAAAGAAUGCCGCCCGCCCAUCCACCGCGACAUCGUCGCGGCACGCAACAUGCCGACUGUGGGCUUACAAGUCGCCGCGUUCCGACAACACCCCUUCAGGUACCCCAAGGCCGGGAAGGACGAGGACAAGCAGGAAGAGAAGGGGCAGGAAGGGAACAAGGCCACGGCCAAGGCCAAAGGGAGCAAGCGGGGAGGAAAGGGCAGGGACAAGGAGCGCGAAGAGGAAGCGAGGGAAGGGGAGCAGGUCGACGCUAUCCCCGAAAACCGUUUCGAGCGUCGACUGGGUAGAGUAGAUUGGGUUGCAUCACCUUGUUUUCAUCUGCAGUACCAAUCCUGCUCAAAUCGAUCAAUCUUUCUGUCUCACCGAGCGCGAUGCAUUCAACUCCUCCCGCCGAGCCGAUCCCAGUUUGCGCCCUUUCGCACUCUCGGCUGA